UUUUCAGGUCCAGAAUUUAUUAUUUUGUCUAGUGAACCACCAGUGACCUUACAGCUGCCUGGAUCAAUUGUGACUAAAAAAGGGAAAUCCUAUUUGUCCCAGAGGGAUCUCAAUGUGAUUCUACUCAAUGGGCAGUGCCUUGAGGUGCAAUGUGACAUCAAGUCCAAGGCAAGAGAUGUUUUCAAUACCGUGGUGGCAUAUGCAAACUUGGUGGAACAUUUCUACUUUGGCUUGGCUUACCUAAAAGGUAAAGAAUUCUUCUUUUUGGAUGAGGAGACCAAACUCUACAAAGUGUCCCCAGAUGGCUGGAAUGACCAACCCAAGAAGAAAACCUCCAUCAUUAAUUUAAAAAAAAUAAAAUUCUUUGUCAACCACUUUAAUGUUAUCCAACACGGCUUGACAAGACAUCAGUUUUACCUGCAGCUUCGUAAAGAUAUUUUGGAGGAGCGAUUAUAUUGCAAUGAUGAGACUGCCCUGAAACUCGGCGCUUUGGCUUUACAGGCAGAGCUUGGCAAUUACGCUUCUGAGAUGCACGGAAAGAGCUAUUUUCGUGUUGAAGACUACAUUCCAGCAAGCCGAAUAGAGAAAAUGACCCUGGCGUAUGUGCAGCGAGAGCUUGCUAAAUUACAUCGUAUGAAUCGUUCCUUAUUUGAGGAUGAAGCUGAACUAGAAUUUUUAAAGGUGACACAGCAACUUCCUGAAUAUGGAGUGUUGUUCUACCGUGUGUCUCAAGAGAAGAAAGGAGCAGGAGGGGACAUCAUCCUGGGAAUCUGUGCCAAAGGCAUCAUUGUGUAUGAGGUCAAAAAUCACACAAGAAUUGCCAGUUUAAGAUUCCAGUGGCGUGAAACAGAGAGAAUUUCAGCUCAUAGAAAAAAAUUUAUGAUUGAAAGUAGCUUCAGUGGCAAGAAACACACCUUCAUUACAGAUACAGCAAAGACAUGUAAAUAUCUACUGGACCUCUGCUCUGCCCAGCACAAAUUCAAUGCACAGAUGAAUUCUAGGCAACUUCGGCAAACUUCAUCAGAGGAUAGUAAAUUUAUGGAAAUAGACAAAUCAAAUUCUGCAUAUGCAGCUCAGCGUGAACACCUUGCCCUGAUUCAGAGACUGUCUCGUUCAGAGAAUGUGCUCUAUGGAGCAAACCUGGAAAACCUUUCUGCUGGGAUGAUGAGCAAAUCUUGUGAUAACCUCAGUGUGGAAACCAACAACAGGAUUAGAGACAAAAGCAAUCUUGGCAGAUCCACAUCAGGGCUAUCCCAGUCAGAAAUGCACAUCAAUUUGAAUGGAAAGCAACGGAGUUAUGACUACCUCUCUAUCCAUUCAACUCAGAACACAAUCAGUGCACCUGGAUCACCAGCCAUCCAAAAGGAAGUUUUGCUAAGUGGUCUAGAAAGAGAAAUUAUUUGCGUUAGCCUAAAACGUGACACUAAGAAUGGAUUUGGUUUUGUAAUUAUUGGAGGAGAAAAUGUAGGAAAAUUAGACCUUGGUAUCUUUAUCGCUUCAAUUAUCCCUGGGGGACCUGCAGACAGAGCUGGAAAUAUCAAACCAGGAGGACGACUCAUCUCUGUGAAUAAUAUUAGUCUCGAGGGUGUUUCAUUUAAUACUGCAGUUAAAAUCAUACAGAAUUCUCCUGAUGAAGUGGAGCUCAUCAUCUCUCAACCCAAAGACAUGUAUGAAGACGGAUUAAAUGAAGAAAAGAAUCUAUCAAGAGGAAACAGCACUAGUGGAUCUGAGAUCUCUUGUGUGGACAGUGGGAGAAAAAAGAUUCAGGAUUGUCAUACAGCUCUCCCCAAAGAACAGGACAUAAAUAUAGAUGAGCUUGAGAAGGCUCUUUCCUGGAGUUUAGCACCAAAACUGGGCCCUAGGAUUCCAGUUCCUGCAGCUGGUAGCUUGGAUGUGGAGGAAGCUGAUUCUUCACACUUACCAUCUCCACCUGAAACCAACUCAAAGGAAAUCUAUACUGUGGAGCUUGUUAAAGAAGACGGGACUUUUGGAAUAAGUGUGACUGGUGGAAUUAACACCAGUGUACGUCACGGCGGGAUAUACGUGAAGUCAAUUAUUCCCAGGGGACCAGCAGAUAAGGACGGGCAAAUAAAGAUAGGUGAUCGUCUGCUGGAAGUAGAUGGCAUCAGUCUCUGUGGCAUCACCCACAAACAGGCUGUGGAACACCUUAAGAAAUCUGGCCAGAUUGCUAAGCUGGUUCUAGAAAGGGGAAACUACCAAUUGGCAGAGCCAUGCGUGACUGCUAACAGAAAGGAGGACCAAUGUGCAGUUGUUUCUGUGGCAACAUCCUUCACAGAUGGUACCAAGGACUGCUGUGUUUUGACAGAUGAUAAUACAUUUGAAGUCAAAUUGACAAAGAAUUCUGGAGGACUUGGCUUUAGUGUUCUGCAAACAGAAGGAGAUGCUUGUGAACACCUCGGAGGAACUAUUGUCAGGAUCAAGAGACUCUUUCCAGGGCAGCCAGCUGAAGAGAAUGGUGAAAUUGAAGUCGGAGACAUCAUUUUAGCUGUGAAUGGGAAGCCUGUUCAAGGACUCUUGUAUCAGGAUGUUCUGCACUUGUUGAGAGGAGCUCCUCCAGAAGUCACACUGCUGCUUUGCAGACCACCAAAAGGCGUUCUUCCAGAAAUAGAGCAGAGUGCCCUGACUCCAGCUCCAUCUCCAAUUAAGGAGUUUGUGGCAGAAAUUCCAGGCAGUACAGAGGUAGGAAAGAGUAUGGAUCAGUCUACCAGUGAUGGAGGUAGCACUUCUCCAGAUCUUGAAGACUGCCUGGAUUCUCCAGUGGCAGCAGAUUUCAGUGAGCCUCCUGAAGAGGACAGCUCAACAUAUGAAGAGCAGGAAGCUGAGUUUCAGGAGAAGCCCAUACAGAAACUUAUGACUUCCAGGGAAAGUUUCUAUAAGUAUCUUUGGAAGUUUCAUCAAGAAGCUGCCAGCUCUGAGGUCUUCCAUUCCCUAGAGGAAGAAGUGAAGCAGAAGUGCUACUCACCAUGUGAAUUUGGAUGGGCCAAAAGCCACAUAUUUAAUAAGCGUGAUGAUGACCUAUCGAACACAAAAUGUAUGCCUGAAACUCUCUCUCUAACCCCUAUUGAUGAAGAGUAUCUCACUAUCAGCUCAACGUCUGUGACUUCACUUUCACGGGGAGGAAGCUCCGAGACACUCUCCUCAACCAUGGUGACCCCACAGCCACGUGUUUGUGGUCCUUUCUCCUCAUCCCUGCCCGCUAGAGAGACACAUGACAGUGACAAGGAAUGGGAAGACUUGGACGAACUAGAGGAAGAGAAGGAAGAAAAGGAAGAUUGUACUAGGGAAAUGGAGAUCUUUGUGACUUUGACAAAGUACGGGAACAAUGGUUAUGGAUUCUCUGUAGUUUUUAACAAAGUGGACAACUGCCUGUAUGUUGAUGAAAUCUUGAAUGACCCUGCACUGUCUGAUGGAAGACUAAGAAGGGGAGACAGAAUCAUUAUGGUGAAUGGAAUUGAUGUCACAUCUUUGCCGUGCAAUGAGGUCCUGACUUUACUGCAAAGCUCUCCUCCUGAUCUGCACCUUGUGGUUGGUCGUGCUGACAGUGAUCCGUGUCCCUCUAUUAGGCCAGAUGAGAUUCCUGAAAUUACUCUCACAAAAGGUGCCAAUGGACAACUAGGCUUGAAGCUGACAGGAGGAGCUGGAAGCAAGUUACAAGGUAUUUAUGUGCUAGAGAUAGUGCCUGGCUCUCCUGCCAGUGUGGAAGGCAGUUUGCAGCCACGAGAUCAGAUUGUUUACAUCUGUGGACUGUGGACUGAGGGCAUUAGCCUGGAUGAUGCAGUGAGAGUGUGUGAAGCUGCCACCCAGAAUGUCCAAAUCAAAGCCACAAGAAAUGGCAAUCCAGUGGUUCCUAUAGAGCAGGAAAAUAAGAAACAUUUGGAGGAAACAAACUGUGGUGCUCAGGAAAACACUCCUGAUUUUCCAGAAUGUAAGGACUUCAUUAUUAAGAUUGAACUGGAAAAAGCAGAAAAUGGAAGCCUAGGAUUCGCACUAGUAGGUGGAAGAAAUGGCAGGGCUAUCCUAAUAAAAGCCAUCAGCCCGGACAGCAUUGCAGACCUAGAUGGAAGGCUUCAAGUUGGUGACAUCCUACUUAAGGUGAAUGAGACUUUUGUGUCUGGUCUGCCACGGCAAACAGUUAUAGAUCUGCUGCGCAAGGCUCAAGGCACUGUUCAACUCACUGUCUGUCGAAGCAUGGCUUUGCAUUGGACUUACUCAGGCAAUCAGAGCAACCAUAUACCUCCCUCCCAGAACACAGAAGCAAAGCCUGAUAACGCUGAGGGAAGCCUGAAAGCUCAGUCUGUUUUCACUUUCAAGGAAGAAGAAGAAUCCAACCUGAUGUGCAAGGAUCCAGAGAGUACACACAAUUCCCCUCUGCAAGGUCAGCCGGCUGGACAAGGCUAUAAGGACAUCAUCAGUAACAUUUCAGAUAGGUCACAGGAAUAUCCAGAAUGUGAAGGCUGCAGAAGAGAGAGUCAGCAGUCUGAGUCAGGCAACUGGAACAAUGAGGAUGAUGAUACGCUUCACAGGAUUUCCAUUCUACCUAGAAGUAACCAUGCAAAAACUUCUCUUGUUUAUGUAACAUUACAGGGCAGCUCCUCCACAUAUGUAUAG
Molecule: messenger RNA, 4629 nt
Organism: Mesitornis unicolor (brown roatelo)
Lineage: Eukaryota; Metazoa; Chordata; Aves; Mesitornithiformes; Mesitornithidae
Gene: FRMPD2
Product: FERM and PDZ domain containing 2
Cellular component (GO): cytoskeleton
Molecular function (GO): protein binding
Source: RefSeq, a predicted model, not a curated record